AUGAAUUGCUUCAUUACACCGGAGCGUGCCGAGAAGAGUGGCAUCCGGAGUAGCGCGGGCGAGAGCGCGGGCAUGGUCAAGGUGGCGGGAGGUGGAUUCUUGUCUACUUUGGGCCGUGCUAGAGGAGUCGAGAUCGAGAUUGCGGGGCAGUCAAUGCCAGCAGACUUAGUCAUCAGUCCGGUGGAGCUGUAUGACGUUAUUCUCGGGAUGGACUGGUUGUCACACUACAGAGUUCAUCUGGAUUGCUACAGAGGUAGAGUGGUCUUCGAGCGAGAUGCAGGGAGGUUGGUUUAUCAGGGAGUGAGACCGACUUCCGGGAGUAUUGUGAUAUCUGCUAUUCAGGCCGAGCAGUUGUUAGAGCGGGGCUGUGAGGCGUAUCUGGCGACGAUUUCUAUGUCUGAGUCAGGAGCUGGAGUUGUUAUGGGAGAUAUUGAGGUUGUCCAGGAUUUUGAGGAUGUCUUUCAGUCACUGAAGGGAUUACCACCAUCUCGGUCUGAUCCUUUCACGAUUGAGUUAGAGCCGGGGACAGCACCGAUAUCGAAGACGCCUUACAGGAUGGCGCCAGCUGAGUUGGCAGAGCUGAAGAAGCAGAUAGAGGACCUUUUGUCUAAGGGGUUCAUUCGACCGAGUGUUUCACCGUGGGGAGCACCGGUGUUGUUUGUGAAGAAGAAGGAUGGAGUUUCAGACUUUGUAUCGAUUACAGAGAUUGACUUGGCAUCGGGGUAUCAUCAGAUCCCGAUAGAUGAGGCAGAUGUCAGGAAGACUGCUUUCAGGACGCGUUAUGGGCAUUUUGAGUUUGUGGUUAUGCCUUUCGGUUUGACUAACGCGCCGGCAGCCUUCAUGAGAUUGAUGAACGACGUGUUCAGGGAGUAUUUGGACGUGUUUGUCAUCAUUUUCAUUGAUGAUAUUCUGGUAUACUCGAGGAGUCAGGAGGAGCAUGCGACUCACUUGAGGUUGGUUCUGGAGAAGCUUCGGGAGCAGAAGCUUUUUGCUAAGUUGAGCAAGUGCAGUUUCUGGCAGCGAGAGAUGGGAUUUCUUGGCCACAUUGUUUCUGCAGAGGGAGUUUCUGUGGAUCCGGCUAAGAUUGAGGCUAUCAGAGAUUGGCCUAGACCUAGUAGUGCCACCGAGAUCAGGAGUUUUCUGGGUUUGGCAGGAUACUACAGGAGGUUCGUCAAGGGGUUUGCUACCAUGGCGCAGCCGAUGACGAAGUUUGUUUGGUCAGCUGAGUGUGAGGAGAGCUUUAGUCAGCUCAAGGAGAUGUUGACUACUACACCAGUGUUGGCGUUACCCGAGCCAGGGAAGCCUUACAUGGUGUAUACAGAUGCUUCAGGCAUUGGUCUUGGUUGUGUGCUGAUGCAGGAGGGCAGAGUGAUAGCAUAUGCUUCGAGACAGUGGCAGGGCAGUGAGCGUAACCGUCCUACACAUGACUUAGAGUUGGGAGCAGUGAUCUUCGCGUUGAAGAUUUGGAGGUCUUACUUGCUAGGUGAGACAGUACAGGUCUUCACGGAUCACAAGAGUUUGCAGCAUAUCUUCACUCAGCCGAUGAUGAACGCGAGACAGACGCGCUGGGUUGAGUUCUUGGCGGACUAUCAGGUGAGCAUUAACUACCAUCCGGGCAAGGCUAACCUAGUGGCGGACGCGUUGAGUAGACGGAGGUAUGAUUCCGCAGUUGAGCGAGAUGUGGAGUCUCUAGUUGGCGAGAUCAGUACCUUGCGUUUGUGUGCCAUUUCGCAGGAGCCUUUGGGUUUAGAGGCAGUGGAUCAGGCGGAUCUACUUAGCAGGAUCAGAGUUGCUCAGCAGAGUGAUCAGAGUUUGCUGGAUGCGACGAGAGUGACUGGUUCUGAGUAUGAGGUCUCUGCGAAUGGGACUAUCUUGGUUCGUGGGCGAGUUUGUGUGCCUAAGGAUGUGGAGUUGAGACAUCAGAUUUUGGGAGAGGCUCACGCGAGCAAGUUUUCCAUUCAUCCGGGAGCGACCAAGAUGUACCAUGACCUCAAGAGGUACUAUCAUUGGGUCGGGAUGAAGAGGGAUGUAGCAGACUGGGUUGCGAAGUGCAACACUUGUGCCUUGGGUGGAAACCCUGGAAUCGUGAAUAAAACUUGUCGUUUAGCGAGCGAAGAGCAAGAGGAGAAGAGAUUUCUUGAGGCAUUAUGGUGUUUGGUGAUUGAUUCGAGGCUGUUCUUCUUGGAUUGGAGGCUUAGGCUUCGUGUGGUGGCUGCUGUGUGGUGCUGCGUCGUUGUUCUUCGUUCUAUUCAUAGCUCGAUCUGUGCGUUCCAGGAAACGGUGUCGAGCGACACAAAGCGUGUGUCGAUCGACACAGACCGGCAGAGUGAUUGUGAUGAGGACAGCAAGUCAUCAUCAACCAAGGAGCACAGAUCCAUGAGCCAUGAAGAGGAGAGCAUAAAGCUGAGGAGAGCUAAGGAGACCAACACCUGGAGAACAUUCUGA
Microthlaspi erraticum is the source of this 2445-nucleotide messenger RNA. The record is from the annotation of a GenBank genome assembly. NCBI's taxonomy places the organism in Eukaryota, Viridiplantae, Streptophyta, Magnoliopsida, Brassicales, Brassicaceae.